Silurus meridionalis is the source of this 4016-nucleotide messenger RNA. RefSeq names its product sterile alpha motif domain containing 4A (gene samd4a). Gene Ontology annotation, biological process: negative regulation of translation; nuclear-transcribed mRNA poly(A) tail shortening; regulation of mRNA stability. Lineage: Eukaryota; Metazoa; Chordata; Actinopteri; Siluriformes; Siluridae. The record is from RefSeq and is a predicted model, not a curated record. The transcript has 14 exons. Gene Ontology annotation, molecular function: mRNA binding; translation repressor activity; protein binding. Gene Ontology annotation, cellular component: P-body. The coding region runs from base 855 to 2933 and encodes 692 amino acids.
AGAGAGAGAGAGAGAGAGAGAGAGAGAGAGAGAAGCCCAAGCAAUGCUGAGUCUUUGCUCUGGACUGGAGGGGGGCAGCAGAAAAGCAAAAGCAAGCUUGAGCCUCUCCACUGGGGACUGUUAAAGGAGAAGGGAAGGAGAAGGAAAUGUUAGGACUCCUUUCUGGACUUUAGGCAAAGGAACGAAAAAAAAGAAGAACUAGACGAAGCAGGAAAGGGAAAGCAAAAGCAAUGCUGGUUUUCUGCUCAGGAGUAUAAAGAAGAGGGGAAAAAAAGAGAGCAAUGCUGAGUGUGGUGUCUGGACUGGGAAAACUUGGUCAACAUGGCCAAACCCUGGAGUGAGCCUGAGUGAGUUGGGGCUUUUUGCUCCAGUCUCCACUCCAACUUUUGGACACAUGCAUACUGGACCUCAAUGAUGUCUAUUUAUAAGGCUGAAUGAAAAUAGUUUGUAUAUGGGAAAAUUAUAGACAUAUUUGUCCCAAGAGUCCACAGCUUUACUGAGUCCUGGACGCCUCCUGCCUACAGGAAAUAAACGGAUCAGAGGUGUUCCUGGGCAAGAAAAACAGAAAAAAAUAUGCCAGCAGCAGAAAAUCUACAGUAACACAGAACAGCCAUCACGGAGUGUCGUGCUUGUUUUGCCACUCAUUGCCAAGACCUUAGAGGAGAACCCCAUCACGUGUCAUACCAUAAUUUUAACCAAGAAUGACAAGACAACGCCCGAGUCAUCAGUAACCACAUUCGACCCAGAGACACAGAGAUAGCUUUGCUGGGAUCUGGAUAGUCUGUGAAGUGAUUCCCACCAUCCAUCUCUCUCUCAAAAAAAAGUCACAGUCUUCGAGUGCAGCCCACCAGACCAUGAUGUUUCGUGACCAGGUGGGCGUCUUGGCCAGCUGGUUUAAAGGCUGGAAUGAGUGUGAGCAGACCGUGGCUCUGCUGUCACUGUUGAAGCGAGUGAGUCGGACCCAGGCUCGGUUCCUGCAGCUCUGUCUGGAGCAUUCGUUAGCCGAGUGCACCGAGCUGCACAUCCUCGAAGUGGAGGCCAACAACCCAGCGGUGAUUGGCCAGUGGCAGGCAGAGCCAAAAGAACGCCUCAUCUCGCUGGUCCUGACCCACCUGCCGCUUCUGAAGCCGGGCAAUGGUGAAGCCAAAAGCGAGUACAUGCGGCUACUUCCCAAAAUCCUCACGCACACCAUCGAGUUCGGGAGGCACCUCGAGGAGAGCCGGCAGCUGCUCUCGUAUGCUCUCAUCCACCCGGCCACAUCCUUGGAGGACCGGGCCGAUCUUGCUCUCUGGCUCAACCAUCUGGAGGAACGAGCAGCCAGCCGGAGUGCCGGAGGAGGUGGAGAUUCAUUGGAGCGAGUACCGUCUUCUCAUCAUCUCUACACCCAACAUCAGCGUUACGGCUCUGAUGAUCGUCUGAACGGCUGGCAGGGAUCUCGAGACUCGGGCAUUGCUACCUGGCACACGCAGCAGCAACAGCAGGGCUGUGAGAAUGGACACCUUCUUCUCUACCCAUCAUCAUCAGUCCCUUCUACUAUCAAUACAGUUGGCACAGGAAGUGGAAGCAACUCCAUCCUACAGUCUGCAGGUCAACACAGUCCUCUAAAGCGUUCCGUCUCUUUGACACCCCCGAUGAGCGGCUCGUCCAAUCAACCCCUGGGACACGGCUGGCUCUCGCAGGAGGACCUGCGUGGACGGGGAGCACCUUUGACCCCCGACCACGCCCCUCUGUCUCCUCAGAGCAGCGUGGCGUCGUCAGGGAGCGGCGGCAGCGAGCACCUAGAGGAUGGCUCAGGCCUGGGCAUUGCACUCCGGAGCUCAUUCAGCGAAGAGGGGAGCGGCAUGCGAGAUGUUCCAGCGUGGCUAAAGAGUCUGCGUCUGCACAAGUACGCCGGCCUUUUCUCCACAAUGACCUACGAGGAGAUGAUGUCGCUGUCCGAGCAGCAGCUGGAGGCACAGAGCGUUACAAAAGGGGCGCGGCACAAGAUCAUCAUUAGCAUCCAGAAACUGAAAGAGAGACAGAACAUGCUGCGGUCUUUGGAAAAGGAUGUGUUGGAAGGUGGGAAUCUGCGUUCUCCCUUGCAGGAGCUCCAUUAUAUCAUUGGGACUCCAAUUAAAGCGUUUAACAGAGCAGCUGAGUCUCUACAGCGCCCCCUACUGAGCGCUGAGGGAAAGAGCUCAGCCCCAGGAGUGUGUGUGAGCGGAGGGGAAGUUGAGAGCAGCACCACGCUCAUAGCCGAGGGGGACAUUCCUGCUCAGUUCACACGCGUCAUGGGCAAAGUGUGCACACAGCUGCUGGUGUCUCGGCCGGAUGAGGAGAACAUCAGCUCCUAUCUACAGCUCAUCAAUAAGUGUGAACUCCAUGAGGCGUUCACAGAGACGCAGAAGAAGAGAUUGUCGUCCUGGAGGCAGCAGGUGCAGAAACUAGUACGCUCGUUUCCACGGAAACCGAUCCUGGACAUAGCCGGAUACCGUCAGCCAAGGAGCAGCCGUGGUUUCGGGCAGUCCAACUCCCUUCCCAGCGCUGUGUGUGUGGGCAGCAGUGUGUGCUCCCGGAGGAACCUGCGCCAGUUCCCGAUGCCGUCGCGAAGUCUUCCUGCACCCCGGCUCGGCCUGCUGGGCACCACCGGCCUGCUCACACACACGCCACGCAGUUCCAACAACACACCCACCAACCUGAAGCAGGGCAGACAGGGUCUCUGGUUUGCUAACCCGGGCGGCAGUAACAGCAUGCCCAGUCGCACCCACAGCUCCGUGCAGAGGACACGCUCGCUCCCCGUCCACACCAACCCACACACCAUGGCCAUGUUCCAGCAAGCAGAUCUGCAGGUUCCUGUGACAGAGCCAGACAUCAAUAAUCGAUUGGAGUCUCUGUGCCGCAGUAUGACCGAGCACGCCCUGGAAGAUGGUGUCGAUCGCACGUCCACUAUCUGAAGGAGAGCAGGAUAAAGGAGGCCAAGCUAACCAUAAAUGAAAGAGAUGGUGGAGGGGAGGGCCCAUCUACGCGGCAUACACAACCGCUUUGUCCUUAAGCUCCACCCACUUGCUUAUCUAACCACCAAUGGAAGUUGAAGCAAUGGUUGGUGGGUGUGACCUACAUGCUACCAUUCACAUUCAUCUGAAACCUGCUGCAACUGACGAGCUUCCAUCAUCAUCAUCAUCGUUAUCAUCGUUACCAUGACUACUUUUUUUCAUUAGGUAUUGGAUAUUUUUUGGGAGAAAAUCGUACAGACGAUCAGAGAUACUGUACAAGCUUUGGUGUAGAGAUGUAAACCAAGGACGGAGAUAUCCACUUGACUUCCUUGAGGAUUGCGAAGCUGCCGAAAACCAAAAAAAAUACACCUGCCAAUAAUCCAGUGACGCGCUAAAAGCCAGGAGCUGACCGAAACUUGCAUGGAAGUUACCAAAUCAAGUCGUUUACACACAGCUAUCAGUUAUCAUCUCCAACAGCAACUUCCAGCACCAGUUUACAAGUCUUUUUUGCUUUUCUCAGAUUCUCAGAUUGGAAACAUCCUGGCCAAUCGGGAAACUGUUUGUUUUUUGUUUAAAAUCUAACAAAAAAAAAAGAGUAAUCUGAAGAGCGAGUUCAGGAAUGGUCAGAGAGGAGAAGAAGAAGAAAUGAAAGAAAGAAAGAGAGAGAGAGAGAGAGAGAGAGAGAGAGAACAGAGGGGAAAAGGAAGUGAUGUAAGCAUGCAGGAUGUGAGGUAGAACAAGUGGGGAAAGGAAUGUCAUAAAAGGUUUUGGACGUCAAAGGAAGUGGGCGAAGGCAUGUGGUAAGUCAGACUAAGGUGGAUGGCGUUAUGUUUGUGAAGGAAAAAUAAAUAGGGAAAAAUAGGAAAUCGGUAAGAAUUUCCUGCUUGAAAUAUCAUUUGCUGGGUAUCACAGGUUUGUUUGCGUUUGAAUGUUUUUGAAGAAUCACAGAUAGUGAGGGAUGUGUGAAAGGCUACACCGGACUGGGGCGUACUCAUUCCUGGCCUUACAAAUGUUCUCAGCAUGUAAAUAAAUACAUAGACAGGA